Messenger RNA from Ananas comosus (pineapple), 1863 nucleotides. RefSeq names its product tRNA (cytosine(38)-C(5))-methyltransferase. NCBI's taxonomy places the organism in Eukaryota, Viridiplantae, Streptophyta, Magnoliopsida, Poales, Bromeliaceae. The transcript has 11 exons. Bases 65 to 1276 code for a protein of 403 amino acids. Gene Ontology annotation, molecular function: methyltransferase activity. The record is from RefSeq and is a predicted model, not a curated record.
UCGCUCUGCGAACGCAAAUUCAACAAAACUCGAUCGACUUUGGGGGAGUGCGAGUCGCAGGGCAAUGGAGGAGCCGUGGAGGAUCCUCGAGUUCUACAGCGGCAUCGGCGCCAUGAGGUAUUCUUUGAUCAAGGCCGGGGUUCGGGGAGAGGUGGUGGAGGCGUUCGACAUCAACGAUCGCGCCAACGAUGUGUACGAGCACAACUUUGGCCAUCGCCCUUUCCAGGGAAACAUCCAAAUACUUACUGCUGCUGACCUAGACAAGUACAGGGCACACGGAUGGCUUCUUUCCCCUCCAUGUCAACCAUACACGCGACAGGGUCUGAAAAAACAUUCAGCUGAUGCUCGGGCAUCUUCAUUCAUUAAGAUUCUUGACCUUAUGCCACACAUGCUUCAGCCUCCACUACUGUUAUUUGUGGAAAAUGUAGUUGGAUUUGAGAUAUCUGACACACACAAGCAAUUGAUGGAAGUUCUUGCCAGGCUUGGUUUUGUUACUCAAGAAUAUAUCUUAAGCCCAUUGCAAUUUGGAAUUCCAUAUUCGAGACCUCGCUACUUUUGCCUGGCGAAAAGAAAACCUUUAUCCUUUCAGAACUCACUUUCCGAUAACAAGCUGCUUUGGACACCUCCAUGCAGAACAUCUGAGAGUACUAUAAUAACAGAGACAAGCCAGCACGCUGUUGAAAAUAAGGAGGAACUCCAAACAGUUUGUGAGCCAAUUAGAAGUUUUUUGGAAAAAGAGAGUUUGUAUAGCCAUCAGCAGGAGUUUGUAGGAGUGGCUUCUGAAUUCAGAAGUGAAGAUGUUUUGGCCGAUAGAGCUGCACUUGAAGAAAUUGAUACUAUUGAAACCAACACAAGUCAACAUGGAGAAGAAGUAAAAGGAAGCAUUAAAAAGCAAAGUUUUCUGCAUGAGUAUGUUGUCCCACUAAGCUUGAUUGAGAGAUGGGGAAAUGCCAUGGAUAUUGUAUACCCUGAAUCUAAACGCUGCUGUUGUUUUACCAAAAGCUAUUACCGUUAUGUGAAGGGAACCGGCUCCUUACUGGCGACUUCUGAGAAAUCCAAAUUGAAGCCAGAAGAAAACCCUGAAAUUUCUUCGGGGAAGGAGAUGUUCCUACGAUUUUUCACACCACGAGAGGUUGCCAAUUUGCACUCUUUACCUGAGGAUUUCGACUUCCCAGGUCACAUCGGCCUUAGACAACGGUAUGCCUUGUUGGGCAACAGUAUGAGUGUAGCAGUAGUGGCUCCCUUGCUUCAGUAUCUAUUUUCGGAACCUACCUAAAGUCAGUCAUUGCACAAGUGCCUAUCUUGUCAGACACAAAUAGGGCAGUUCUGCAUAAGUCUUUGCGGGCUGUGGAUUUCAUUGUUGCCAGACAGAAAUCAGAUUUUGAGCAUGUUAUUUGGUACUUGGCGAAGAGCUAAACCUGCCAAACUCUACUACUUUUAUACUCAUCAGGUAAACGGGAUAAUUGCGGAUGGAGUACAACAGCAUACAGAGGACCAUUUCCAGAUUACCGCAAUUGGCGGAACCUGCGAACUUCUCAUCCUAAAUCUCUCAACGGAGCACGACGAAUAACUAAUUCUGAGUGCCGAUGCACGUUUAAGUACUAAUCAACAGUAUUAGUCUCCGGAUUAUCCUACUGGUGCUGCACCUCAAAUACAUAUUUGUUGGCAUGAGGUAAAAUGUUUCGCUUUCGCUUUGUAGCAUGCUGAACCCAUGGCAGGAACAAAGUGAUGAAUGAAUUUACGUUGGGCAUAAUCUCAUCUCAACUUUCAGCUGCUUGUGAGACGGCCUGUGACUUCCAAAAAUAUAGUUGAGACUAAUAAAUUCAUUCUUAAAAAUGUAAUGAAAUUGUUAUGAUAAGGUAA